AUGGCGAUCCUGACGAGUAGCAGUAGGGUGUUGCAGUACUUGAUCGUGCUGAAGAUAAAUGUCUUCCUCAACAGCCUGUCGCUUCAGGUGGUGGUGGCCAUGAUCGUCGGUAGCCUGCUGUCCAACACGUUCAAGUAUCAUGCGAAAAUGUUUAUCAUCGUGCUAAUGUCAUUUCUGGUGCUGGUCGUUCCGAUACCACUGUUUCUCUUCAAACCUCGCUGGCCACUGAAUGCGCUAAUUCCGGGCAUUGUGGCGUGUGCAUUUAUUCGACUGUUUGGUGUGGAAUAUGAAAUCCGAGGACAGGAGCAUAUUAACGUUCGUAAUGGUGGUGUUGUGCUGCUCAAUCAUCAAAGUGCAAUCGAUAUCGUGAUGUUAUCGCGAUUGCUGCGAGAGUUCCGUAACAUCGUGCCGGUGGUAAAGAAGGAACUGUUCUAUAUGCUCCCGUUUGGCAUCGCGUCCUACCUCGUGGGGGUUGUGUUUAUCGAUCGUAAAAAUACUGCCUCCGCAAAGGAUGUUAUGAAGCGGGAAGCGGUCGCCAUUACCAAAGACCAUCUAAAAUUGGCCAUUUUCCCGGAGGGUACGCGGCACGACAACGAUACGUUGCUACCGUUUAAGAAGGGCUCAUUCCACGUUGCCGUCGAUUCGCAAUCCAUCAUCCAACCGGUGAUCGUGUCCAAGUAUCACUUUCUCGAUCACAAACGCAAACGCUUCGGACGGGGCCGUGUGAUCAUUAAGAUUAUGCCCGAAAUCCCAACCAAGGGUAUGACGAAGGCGGAUGUGAACGAGCUCACCGAACGGUGCCAACAUCUGAUGCAGACGGAAUUCGAUGCGCUCAGUGCGGAAGCGAAACAAUACUGCCAUAACUGA
Molecule: messenger RNA, 867 nt
Organism: Anopheles marshallii
Lineage: Eukaryota; Metazoa; Arthropoda; Insecta; Diptera; Culicidae
Product: 1-acyl-sn-glycerol-3-phosphate acyltransferase alpha-like
Exons: 5
Coding region: 1-867 (288 amino acids)
Biological process (GO): phosphatidic acid biosynthetic process
Cellular component (GO): membrane; endoplasmic reticulum
Molecular function (GO): 1-acylglycerol-3-phosphate O-acyltransferase activity
Source: RefSeq, a predicted model, not a curated record